Molecule: messenger RNA, 501 nt
Organism: Trichomonas vaginalis G3
Lineage: Eukaryota; Parabasalia; Trichomonadida; Trichomonadidae
Product: RNA polymerase II transcription regulator recruiting protein
Exons: 1
Coding region: 1-501 (166 amino acids)
Biological process (GO): regulation of DNA-templated transcription
Cellular component (GO): nucleus
Molecular function (GO): RNA polymerase II cis-regulatory region sequence-specific DNA binding; DNA-binding transcription factor activity, RNA polymerase II-specific
Source: RefSeq, a predicted model, not a curated record
AUGUUUGCAUUUGGCAGCUCCUUACCCAAGAACAAAUUUAGCGAGUCAGAAGAUAACAAGCUUAGACAUGCAGUAGAACAAUACGGUACUAAUAAUUGGAAAGCUGUUUCUAAAUUAUUAAACGGAAGGAAUGCCAGACAAUGCAAAGACAGAUGGGAGAAAUACCUCUCCCCAAAUAUCAAUUGGAAGCCAUUCUCUCCAGAAGAUGAUUUGUUAAUCCUUAAAUGUUAUAACCUUUACGGUCCAAAGUGGAUGAAGAUUUCCAAGCACUUCCAGGGCAGAACAGAUAUUAGCAUCAAAUCCAGAUAUUUACUCCUUCAAAGACAUGGAGAAACAGUUGAGAAAAUUGAAACAGCCCUUAAUUCUCCUGUUGAAAACAAAUCUGAGCAAGUUCAAGCUCAAACCACUUCAACUGACGAAAGUGAAAAUGAUAACUCCUUCCAAAGUAUAUCUUUUGAAGAUUUUAAUACGGAAUUUAUGUUUGAUUUUCCUGUUUAUUAA